AUGGCCUGCACGCGAAGAAUGGCCGUGGCUGCCUUCAAUGGCUGCCGGUCAUCUACGUACCAGCCAUUCGCACCGAGCACGCGACGCUGGAGCUCGGCGUCUGGCGUCAGCACGCCGCUGCCUCUGGAAGGAUACCGUGUGCUAGACAUGACGCGAGUCCUUGCCGGUCCUUAUUGUACACAGAUUCUAGGUGAUCUUGGCGCUGAAAUCAUCAAGAUUGAGCAUCCUGUGCGCGGCGACGACACAAGAGCUUGGGGCCCUCCAUAUGCCAGGUACACCAAAGAGUCUGGCAGACAGGGUCCUGGCGAGGCAGCUUACUUCCUCGGAGCGAAUCGCAACAAAAAAUCCAUCGGCAUCUCUUUCCAACACAAGGGUGGUGUCGAUAUCCUGCACAAACUCGUCGAAAAGUGCGAUAUCCUGGUAGAAAAUUACCUGCCUGGCACACUCAAGAAGUAUGGCAUGGACUAUGAGACACUUGGUAAAAUCAAUCCUGGCCUAAUUUAUACCUCAAUCACCGGCUAUGGCCAAACCGGUCCCUACUCUAGCCGCGCCGGAUACGAUGUCAUGGUUGAGGCUGAAUUUGGUCUCAUGCACAUCACCGGCGCUCGCGACGGCCCUCCCGUUAAGGUUGGCGUCGCCGUUACUGACUUAACCACUGGCCUCUAUGCCAGCAACAGCAUCAUGGCAGCUUUGUUAGGAAGAGGCAGGAGUGGUAAGGGCCAACACCUUGAUGUCGCUUUGAGCGACUGUCAGACGGCUACUCUCGCAAACAUUGCCAGCAGCUGCCUCAUCAGCGGCAAGAGAGAUGCUGGCCGAUGGGGAACCGCACAUCCCUCCAUCGUUCCCUACAAGUCAUUCAAGACCAAGGACGGCGACAUACUCUUCGGCGGCGGCAACGACCGCCUCUUCGGCAUCCUCGCCGAGGGUCUCGGCAAGCCCCAGUGGAAGGACGACGUCAAGUACAAGACUAACGCCGAUCGCGUCGCCAACCGGGUCGAGCUUGAGCACAAGAUUGAGGCCCUCUCCCAGCAAAAGACGACCAAGGAGUGGCUCGCCGUCUUCGAGGGCAAGGGCAUGCCCUACGCCGCCGUCAACGACGUCCAGGACACGCUAAAUCUUGAGCACACAAGGGCCCGAAACAUGGUUGUUGAGGUCGAGCACGGCGGCUGCGGCCCAAUUAAGCUAGUCAAUUCCCCCGUCAAGUUUUCCGAGACGCAGCCGGGUGUGCGCACGCCGCCGCCUAUGCUGGGCCAACACACCAACGAACUCUUGUCCGAGCACCUCGGCUUGAGCGAAGACGAUAUUACUGCGCUAAAACAGCAGGGUAUUGUCGGUUAA
Beauveria bassiana ARSEF 2860 is the source of this 1338-nucleotide messenger RNA. Its product is annotated as CoA-transferase family III. Gene Ontology annotation, molecular function: catalytic activity. The transcript has 5 exons. NCBI's taxonomy places the organism in Eukaryota, Fungi, Ascomycota, Sordariomycetes, Hypocreales, Cordycipitaceae. The record is from RefSeq and is a predicted model, not a curated record. Bases 1 to 1338 code for a protein of 445 amino acids.